Messenger RNA from Cucurbita pepo subsp. pepo (vegetable marrow), 2026 nucleotides. The record is from RefSeq and is a predicted model, not a curated record. NCBI's taxonomy places the organism in Eukaryota, Viridiplantae, Streptophyta, Magnoliopsida, Cucurbitales, Cucurbitaceae.
AUGGCUACUUCCUCGCAUGUGUUUUCAAUGUCAUGUCGUCUCCUUUUGGUUGUCGUUCUUCUUCUUUACUUUCUUGUUGGCUCUAUCGACUCGGUUUCUUUCAAAAUCGAUCGGUUUAAAACCAAUGAAACUGAUACUCUUUACCAAGGAGAUGCUAUGCCAUCGGUUGGAGCUGUUGAAUUCAACGAUGUUGAGUAUCUUUGUCAUGUUGGUUGGGCUAUCUAUGAAGACAUUGUCCCAAUUUGGGACUCAAAAACAGGACAAGCCACUGAUUUCUCCACCCAUUUUAGCUUCAUUAUUGAUACCACAAUUGUGCAAAAUUAUGGCAAUGGAUUAGCUUUCUUUUUAGCUCCACCAGGGUUUCAAAUCCCUCCAAACUCAGCUGGUGGGUUUCUUGGCCUUUACAACACAACAAAUAGUGAUUCAACCCUCAACCAAAUUGUUCAUGUUGAAUUUGAUUCUUUCUCCAAUGAAGAAUGGGAUCCUCCAUUUGAACAUGUGGGUAUCAACGUUAACUCCAUUCAUUCUUCGAAUUCCACGCGUUGGAAUGCUAGUUUGCAUAGUGGGGAUAUGGCUGAUGUGUGGAUCUCCUACAAUUCAACCACCAAGAACUUGAGCGUGUCCUGGAAAUACCAAAAUUCUUCGUCUACUUCCUUUGAAAAUACCACCUUGAGCUACCAUAUUGAUCUUACGAAGGUUCUUCCUCAAUGGGCUACCGUGGGGUUUUCAGCUGCAACGGGCUUGAAUGUAGAGAGACACACAUUAUUCUCUUGGGAGUUCAAUUCAAGCUUGGAUUUAGAGAAAGGAAGUGAAGAUAACGGGAAUAAAGUCGAUAUAAUUGUCGGUGUAACCGUGUCGAUAGGAGUAUCAAUCAUCAUGGGAAUUGUAGCAUUUGUUGUAGUUUGGAGAUUGAAACAAAAGAAACGAAAAUUAGAAGAAGAAAAUGGGAACGAGGUGAACUUGACAUCGAUUAACGAUGAUUUGGAGAGAGGAGCUGGACCGAGGCGGUUUUCUCGCAAGCUUCUCGCCAUGGCUACCAACAAUUUCUCGAACGAAAGGAAGUUGGGUGAGGGAGGGUUUGGUGCAGUGUAUAGAGGAUAUAUUCCUGAUCUUGGUUUGACGAUCGCGGUGAAGAAGAUCUCGAGGGGUUCGAGACAGGGACGAAAAGAAUACAUAACGGAGGUGAAGAUCAUUAGUAGGCUUCGCCAUCGAAAUUUAGUGCAACUUAUUGGUUGGUGUCAUGAUAAAGGUGAGUUCUUGUUAGUUUAUGAGUUCAUGCAUAAUGGUAGCCUUGAUUCUCACCUCUUUGGAAGGAAAAGCCCUCUUGUAUGGGGUGUGAGGUAUAAAAUUGCAUUGGGUUUAGCCUCCGCGUUGCUAUAUCUUCAUGAAGAAUGGGAGCAAUGCGUAGUUCAUAGAGAUAUUAAGUCGAGCAAUGUCAUGUUGGAUUCGAACUUCAAUGUUAAGCUUGGAGAUUUCGGGUUGGCUCGAUUGAUGGACCAUGAGAUGGGUGCGCAGACUACGGGAUUGGUAGGGACUUUGGGGUACUUGGCUCCGGAAUACAUAAGCACGGGUCGAGCGAGUAAAGAAUCAGAUGUGUUUAGUUUUGGGGUCGUUGCUUUGGAGAUAGCAACGGGAAGGAUGUCGAGGAACGCCAUGGAAACGGGUUCUCAUAAGGGUUUGGUGGAAUGGGUUUGGGAUCUUUAUGGGAAUGGAAAGGUUCUUAUGGGUGUGGAUGAGAAAUUGCAAAGUGAUUACGAUAGAAAACAAAUGGAGUGUUUGAUGAUUGUUGGGCUUUGGAGUGCUUAUCCGGACCCUAAUCUUAGACCUUCAAUACGACAAGUGAUUCAAGCUCUUAACUUUGAGACGACAAUGCCAAGUCUUCCAGAUAAAAUGCCAGUUGCUGUGUAUUAUGCUCCUUCCACAUCGAUGAGCUCAAAUGAGCCUCCAAUUACAUCGAGUCUUGACAUGGGUCGUUGAACAACGAUGAUUCCAUUGUAGUUGGAUUCUAGUAUAUUAUUGUCCUUGU